AUGUCCCCAGACAGAGACACAGGGGCUUCGUGGGAACAGAGACUACAGUCCGGAUCGCGUCUCCAGCCCCUCUCGUCUCUCCUCUGUGUGUUUUUCUGCGUGAAUGUGUCUCGCAGCGCGGCUUGGGCUUGUGCUCAGUACUGCCUCUCACUGGCGCACCAGGAAGUGAGCCCGGAGCCACCGACCGAGCCAGGGGCCUCCAGCACAACCAGCCCGGCUCUCGAUCAGGGGUGUGUGUGGGGUGUGUGUGUGUGGGUGUGUUUUUAA
Messenger RNA from Knipowitschia caucasica, 267 nucleotides. The record is from the annotation of a GenBank genome assembly. NCBI's taxonomy places the organism in Eukaryota, Metazoa, Chordata, Actinopteri, Gobiiformes, Gobiidae.